Messenger RNA from Blastocystis hominis, 835 nucleotides. RefSeq lists its product as hypothetical. Bases 1 to 801 code for a protein of 266 amino acids. Gene Ontology annotation, biological process: regulation of DNA-templated transcription. The transcript has 6 exons. NCBI's taxonomy places the organism in Eukaryota, Bigyra, Opalinata, Blastocystidae. Gene Ontology annotation, cellular component: transcription regulator complex. The record is from RefSeq and is a predicted model, not a curated record.
AUGGAAGACAAGCACAUCCUUCUUCCUUAUAUAUCUCCUGAAGUUAAUACAAUGGUUUCAAACACUUAUUGGAGUGGUGUUGAUCCCUCGAUAUUUUUACCUGAAACAACAGAGUCGACUGAGGGCGAGUCUGUGGAGUCCUCCCCCACGCUCUCCCCGACCGAAGCUGUUGAAAGACGAUCCCCCGUGACGACAAUUCAAGAAUACAGCCGCUUGGUUAUUGACUGCAUGAAGAGGGGAAAGAAGAUGAACACCACAGAAGUGGCCCGCACCAUUCUCAGCUCUGUUCGCCCCAAACCUGCUUCUCUGACUGUCAAUAUUCGAAGACGCGUCGGAGAUGCUUUGAGUGUGUUGGCCGCGAUUAACUAUGUGAAGAAGGUUGGCAACGGGUAUAUCUGGAUUCGAGAUAACGGUUCUCAAUGCCACACCGAGUUGGAUAAAAUGAAGAAAGAAGUCAGUCUUCUGGAACUCAAACUAGAGGAGAAAAGACGCAAGCUGCAAGCUCUCAUUGCUCAGAGAAAGCAAAGGCAGAUGGAAACACAACUACAAAACUCCACAUUCACUUCGCCGAUCCCUGAUGAGUGUUCGAUCAGUCUGGACACUCCCUCGGUUCACGAAGAGAGCGAGCCCUCAUUCCAUUCCAUUUCUGUACCUGAAUUUACCUUCUCGGAUCUACCAUCCCUGUGUGAGCCUGAAAGUUGUCUGCCGAACGACGACUUUGCGCUGUUUACACCCCACUUUUCUUCCAUUUCAAGAUCAUCUUCUUUUGGGUUUUUUGGAGAGCUGGAAGACUCGAACUAGUUGAGUUUUGUAGUUUUUCUAUUUUAGUUGGAAC